AUGGAUUCAUCAAUACUCAUGCUGACAGUAUUUGAGAUGGCAGCGCCACUGUCAGCCCCGGCGUGUCGUGACACACCUGGAGGAGCGAGGAAGCAUCAUCCAGCCAGAUUCAAGUGCGCCCCUCCCUCCUCCCCACCCCGCUUCUCCCCCUCCGCCCUGCCUCCCCCCCACGCCCGCGCUCAAAGUGUGUCCCCAUCCCCACUCCUGCCCGUAUCUGACUGCCCCCCUCCCCCUCCGCCGUCACUGUCCCCCCACCUCUCUCCCCCGCCCCCCCAACCCCAUCCGCCGCCACCAUGCCCGCCCCAGCAAACUCCCCCCAGCCCCCCUGCGCCCGCACCUGCACCCACACCUGCGCCCACACCUGCGCCCGCACCUGCGCCCAUACCUGCGCCCACACCUGCACCCACACAUGCGCCCACACCUGCACCCGCACCUGCGCCCACAUCUGCGCCCAUACCUGCGCCCACACCUGCGCCCACACCUGCGCCCAUACCUGUGCCCACACCAUACGUAGUGGGCACCUUCCCCCCACCCUUAGUUGGUACUUUACGUCCAUUUGAGGACUCGGUGCGAGACGCAUGCAAGGAUUUACCGGAAGAGGAGAAGGAAUGGAUUGCUGAUGCGGUGCGAAACAGGUGGAAUAAUUCCAUCAACUGCGCGUUGCAUGUUGUGGGGCUCAUUCUUUACCCCCCUAACCAGUUUGAGAACAUUGUUGGCACCGACCGGGAGUGUUCCGACAUUUUCAGAGGCUUCAUCCGGGACUAUUUCAAAGGAGAGUUUGUAGUCGAUGAAGAUGGGGACCGGCACCCCGUUGCAACCAUUGUGGAGAGGGAAAUUAGGGCGUACAUGAAAGGGGAGGGGGAGCUUGGUGAGGAAAAGGCGCGGAUUGAGAAGGAGCUCAUCAAGAAAGGGAAGAUGGAUCCGGCUCAAUGGUGGGAGUGCAACGGAUCGCAUUUGCCCCACCUUUCAAAGCUUGCACCAAAGGUCCUCAAGCAGUGUGUUUCGGCAUCAGCUUGUGAAACCAACUGGGGUGAAUGGGAGGGGAUUCAUACGACCCGCCGCAACCGCCUCGGUGCAACAAGGCUCGCCGACUUGGUAUACGUAACGCACAAUUACAAGACCGUGCGAAGGCUGAACUCGGACUUUGAGAAGAAGCUGAAACUUUCAGCGCUGCCAACAAUCAGUGAACGCGAGAUACCGGAUGUCUAUGAGCCCAUGGACGACGAUGAUUUGGAAGAUAGUUGCUACAAGGAUGAUGAGGAUGGGAUGGCACCCAUGGAGAAAGAUUAG
Closterium sp. Yama58-4 is the source of this 1290-nucleotide messenger RNA. NCBI's taxonomy places the organism in Eukaryota, Viridiplantae, Streptophyta, Zygnematophyceae, Desmidiales, Closteriaceae. The record is from the annotation of a GenBank genome assembly.